Arctia plantaginis is the source of this 675-nucleotide messenger RNA. Lineage: Eukaryota; Metazoa; Arthropoda; Insecta; Lepidoptera; Erebidae. The record is from the annotation of a GenBank genome assembly.
AUGUGCUUGGUGUUCGUGAGUGUUUCAACAAAGUAUAUCGAUAAAAGAAAGUGCCCUGAAGUAAGAGCUGUGCCGCAUUUUGAUUUACCACGAAUGCUGGGAGACUGGUUCGUAGUGGAAUAUUAUGCGAGCGCUGAAGAGGCUCUCUCGUACAGUUGUAUGAAAGCAGUUUUUACUCAGGACGACCACGUCGCAACGGCAGAUGGUUCUGUGGAAUGGACGCCAGGUGUAACGAUGAAUUUUACCUAUCGUUUUGCUGAUGACCCCCUUGGUGAAAAUCUCCUUGGCAAUAUAACGUGGCGAGUGGACUUAAACGAGCCAGCUCACUGGACUCAUGCUGAGAAAACAUAUGAAGGUAUCUACAACACAUAUGUACUAGAUACAGAAUACAAGACGUGGUCGCUUUUGCUGCACUGUGCUGAGCAAAAAGAGGGAACCAGAUACCUCAGUGCCUUUGUUUUGUCAAGGAAGACUUCUUUACCGAAAAAUGUCAUGGCGUACUUGAGGGACAAACUGCCGAGAUAUGACAUUGACAUAAACUACGUGUUUCCAAUACCUCACAAGGAUUGUUCAUCGAAGCCUGCUAAGUCUGACUAUACACCAAUUCUGGUGGAAGUUGGGAGUAAAGUUCCCAAGAAGCCUGGAGUUAGUUAUAACGUGGCAUUUGGUCAUUGA